Molecule: messenger RNA, 1025 nt
Organism: Poecilia reticulata (guppy)
Lineage: Eukaryota; Metazoa; Chordata; Actinopteri; Cyprinodontiformes; Poeciliidae
Product: endonuclease domain-containing 1 protein-like
Molecular function (GO): nucleic acid binding; hydrolase activity; metal ion binding
Source: RefSeq, a predicted model, not a curated record
GCAGCUCUGCUAUCUUGCUCCAAAGGACUGAAAGAAAGAUGCUGCCGAACGAGGCUCUGUUUCUUCUCCUGACCUGCUGUUCUGGCCUGGUUUAUGGUGAGGUUGCUGCAAACUUUAACAGUUGCCUUCAGUUCUUCUACAGAAACGAACCACCCAAAGGCAUCACCGGACCAGAGUAUCRGCAUAUCUGCCAGUUGUACCAUAACGCCUAUCGCUUUGCCACCCURUACAACUUAAAGUAUCGGACACCGCUGUACUCUGCCUAUAAACUCCACAGUCCAGAUGGGAAGAGACCUCGUCCUGAUUGGAUGAUUGAGCCUCAGUUGGCAAACAGCAAAGGUGACAAAAGUAUGAAGUACAUCAAAAACCCAGACCAAAACGUGAAGGACAGUCAGGCCGUGAAUGAUGACUACAAAGACUCCGGCUUCACCAGAGGCCAUCUCGCCCCCAGCAGCCACCAAGCGACAAAGGACGAUCGGACGGCCACUUUCACCCUGACAAACAUUGUUCCUCAAGCAGCUAUCUCCAAUAAYAAGGAGUGGAACAUGUUUGAACAGAAUCUAUCGGCCAGAUUUAAAAAUGUCUGCAAAGAUAAAUUGYAUGUAGUUACYGGGAUCAUCCCUUAUCAGUCAGGAGAGCACAAAAUCAAAGACCGGGUGUUCAUUCCUGAGUACAUAUGGUCUGCUUACUGCUGCAACGACAAUAACGUUGGAAAGGAUCAGGGAAAAUACUUCCCCACUUAUGCUGCUGUGGGAAGAAACGAUCCUAASAGCGGAGACGACGUGGUGGUGAAAGAUCCCAAAAAUUCAGGCUAUGAUGUUAGGGAGAUGCCCUUARAGGAACUGGAGGYGAUCCUGGAAAAGAAGCUAAAYAUGAACAUAACUCUGUUUGAUGGGCACUGUGGAGCUGAGUAGCAUGUGAAAAGCUCCAGUUAUCCCAGAAGAAAAGCUAUAUGUGGAGCMUUUUUACUGAUGGAAAAUGAUGAUGAUUUUUCAAUGYAUUCUUUUCACAAACUUUUAAUAAAG